AUGGCAUUUUUGACGUUGAGACAGCAAUCUGAGUUGAUUCAGUGCUUGAUAAAAGCAGAUGGUGAACAAGUGCUGAAGCAAAUGGUCAAGUUUGCCGGCUCCAUCAACUUGGAAUCGAUUGUAGUUGUCCACGGAGAAGUCCGCAAAGUUGAGGAACCCAUCAAGUCUGCCACCGUUCAGGAUGCAGAGAUUCAUGUGAGCAAGAUCUAUGUUAUUUCAGCGGCUCCAGAACAAUUGCCUAUUCUUAUAGAAGAUGCCUCGAGAUCCGAUGCAGAAGCCGAGGCUGCUGGUUUACCUGUCGUCAAUCUUGAUACCAGAUUGGAUGCUCGUGUAAUCGAUUUAAGAACCACCACUAACCAAGCCAUCUUUAAAAUUCAAGCUGGCGUUGGUAAAUUGUUCCGUGAAUUUUUAGACAAGAAAGGUUUCGUGGAAAUCCACACCCCAAAGCUUUUGGGUGCUGCGACGGAAGGUGGUGCCAAUGUGUUUGAAGUCACCUACUUUAAGAGCCUGGCCUACUUGGCACAGUCUCCUCAAUUCUACAAGCAACAAUUGAUCGCAGCUGAUUUCGAAAAAGUCUACGAAGUUGCACCAGUGUUCCGUGCCGAGAACUCUAACACACACAGACACAUGACUGAAUUUAUGGGAAUGGAUUUGGAAAUGACGUUUGAAGAGCAUUACCACGAGGUUUUGGACAACUUGGCUGACUUGUUCGUGUACAUUUUCUCCGAAUUGAAGUCAAGAUAUGCUAAGGAAAUUGCUACCGUCAGAAGACAAUACCCCAUGGAAGAGUUCAAGCUUCCCAAGGACGGAAAGAUGGUGAGAAUCGAGUUCAAAGAAGGUGUGGCUAUGUUGAGAGAAGCAGGCAAGGACGUUGGAGACUUUGACGACUUGUCGACUGAGAAUGAAAAGUUGCUUGGAAAAUUGGUGAGAGAGAAAUACGACACCGAUUUCUACAUCUUGGACAAAUUCCCAUUGGCUAUCAGACCAGCCUACACCAUGCCCGACCCUGAAGACCCUCGUUACUCCAACUCGUACGAUUUCUUCAUGCGUGGAGAGGAAAUCAUGUCGGGAGCCCAGCGUAUCCACGAUCCCGAAUUGUUGAAGAAGAGAAUGAUCGACCUUGACAUCGACCCCAAUGCACCAGGGCUUUCUGAUUACAUCGAUGCGUUCACUUACGGAUGUCCCCCACACGCCGGUGGAGGUAUUGGAUUGGAAAGAGUGUUAAUGUUCUACUUGGAUUUGAAGAAUAUUCGUCGUGCAUCUCUCUUCCCCAGAGACCCCAAGAGACUCCGGCCAUGA
Molecule: messenger RNA, 1299 nt
Organism: Meyerozyma guilliermondii ATCC 6260
Lineage: Eukaryota; Fungi; Ascomycota; Pichiomycetes; Serinales; Debaryomycetaceae
Gene: DPS1-1
Product: aspartate--tRNA ligase
Exons: 1
Coding region: 1-1299 (432 amino acids)
Biological process (GO): aspartyl-tRNA aminoacylation
Cellular component (GO): cytosol; cytoplasm; aminoacyl-tRNA synthetase multienzyme complex
Molecular function (GO): RNA binding; ATP binding; aspartate-tRNA ligase activity
Source: RefSeq, a predicted model, not a curated record